AUGGCCGCUCGAUGGACGUUAAUGCACCAUUAUGAAAAGGGCGAAUCUACUGAAAACAUAUUAUUCAGUUCUGAUGACGAAGAAUUAUUCCUCACAAAAUUGCCGAUACACGAACCGUAUCAUGAAACCAAGAAACUGAAUCCAAAAGACAGGUCGUUCAGUGAGAAAAUGGCUGCAUUGUGGGCAGCGAACGAGAAACAACGUAAGGGUACUCAAACUGUCACAGCCCAUAAACCCAAAGAAUUCCAUGGGAAAACACCGUUAGCCGAUGGUGAAAUAAGAAAUGAUGACGCAUCCAGACUACAAAUCGAGUCUAUACUACGUAAGCAAGGAAUCAGCCACCAAGCAACCCUUGAUAACUUAGUCUUCGACUACCUCAACACUCCAGUCGGAAUUCGUGACACACUUAUUCAGGAGAAUAUUCAUCCGGUACAAGAACAAAUUAAAGUGCAACAAGAACAGAUGCAAGCACAACAACAAACUGGAUACGUUGUUCCAUCUUUCGAUGUGGUCGAAAAGAGUACACUGUUUGGUGAGAAAAUGACUGCGGCUGUGGCGACAUGUGACGGUUCGAUUGAUCAUUCAUCAUACUCGGCUAUGAAUUAUCGACAAGAACAUGCGAAAUUCAACAGAGUUCAAGAAAAGGAUCAUGGUUGGAAAGAUUUGAAUGUCAUGCUACCACCUUCACCUACACCAGAAGAUACUCUCAGCAGUGGACAAUAG
Rotaria socialis is the source of this 723-nucleotide messenger RNA. The record is from the annotation of a GenBank genome assembly. Lineage: Eukaryota; Metazoa; Rotifera; Eurotatoria; Philodinida; Philodinidae.